Messenger RNA from Brassica napus (rape), 918 nucleotides. Its product is annotated as LOB domain-containing protein 25. The record is from RefSeq and is a predicted model, not a curated record. NCBI's taxonomy places the organism in Eukaryota, Viridiplantae, Streptophyta, Magnoliopsida, Brassicales, Brassicaceae. Bases 301 to 699 code for a protein of 132 amino acids. The transcript is spliced from 2 exons.
CUCGCUCAUAGCACCAAAUAUACUUUUUGCCCACACACACACACUUUCUCUCUCUGAUCCCUAUCUCUUUUCUCAUCCAACUUUCCCCUUAGAAACUCCUCUUUGUCUCUGACUAGGGUUUCUCUCUUAAGAUGACAAAAGAAUCUCAAUAAUUGAAGAUCCUCUUGAGGAUUUUCCAUCUCCUCUUCAUAUCAUAGUUAAUACAUAGAAGAGAGAAACGAAGAAGAGCAAACAAUUCUGAGUAGUUAUCAAGGGGACUUACUCUUGUUGCUCCAUCAAAAGGGGAAAUAUAACAAAAAGAUGUCGUCGUCGUAUUCCAACUAUACAAACUCACCGUGCGCGGCAUGCAAGUUCCUCCGGCGGAAGUGCACUUCAGACUGCGUAUUCGCACCGUAUUUUCCGCCAGAGGAACCUAAAAAGUUUGCGAACGUCCACCGGAUAUUCGGGGCAAGCAACGUCAGCAAGAUCCUCCAGGAGGUGGAGCCACAUCAACGAGAAGAUGCAGUAAACUCGCUUGCUUACGAGGCGGAAGCAAGGCUAAGAGAUCCAGUGUAUGGUUGCGUUGGGGCCAUCUCAGUGCUCCAAAGACAGGUCUUGGGGCUGCAAAGGGAACUAGAGGAGACUAAUGCUGAUAUCAUGAGGUAUGCUAGUUGCCUUGGUGGUGAAACGACUUCGGUUUAUGGAGCCCGGAGAGGUUGACUGGUCACCGGGAAAUCUUGGAAUAUAUAUGUUGACGAGAACAUCCAUGCAUGUAUAUGUAUGUGUAUGUUUAUUUAUGAUAUGCAUGCGUAUGUGUAAUUUAAAUUGUAUUUUCUUUUACAUGGAGGUCAAAGGAUAUUUGUGAAUAUGUCAAACAUGCAAAUAUAGUAACUGAUGUAUGUGGUUGUCUUCGCUUAAUCAUAACUUGCAUUUCGAUAA